AUGAUGACUUGGUUCUUACCAUUCUUAGCAGUGAACUUCUCGGCACUGAUCGGUGGUGAUGUUGUGUCAUCAUCAUCAUCACCACCACUACUUGUUGAGAGGACAUGGAACAACACCAAGUAUGGUUGUAAGUGCUAUAUAGGUGAUGAUUGCUGGCCGAGCGAGGACUCUUGGGCCAAACUGAAUUCAACGGUGGAUGGAACUCUCCUGGUGAACAUUCCUCCGGGUGCAUCUUGUCAUAACACAUUUGAUGGCCCUCUUGGUACGAUUCCGACAUAUGACGCUGCUGCUUGCGCGGAGGCGAUAGAUAAAUGGUCUGAUGAAUCAUGGGGCGUCGAGAAACCAGCAGCAGAACUAUGGACAUAUUUCACGAAUGAUACUUGUCGUCCUACUAGUGACCCUGCCGCACCUUGCACCCUUGGCUACUAUGGAGUGUAUGUGAUAAUGGCUCAAUCUAAAGAUCAUAUCAAGGCCGGCGUGGAUUUUGCUAGGGAAAACAACUUGCGCCUAAUCAUUCGAAACACGGGUCACGACUUUAUCGGACGUAGCACUGGCUGGGGAGCGUUGAUCAUUAAUACGCAUAGCUUCCAAGACGUCGAGUUCACCACCGAGUAUAGCGGUCCUGGUGAUUACAAGGGAGGUGCCGUAACAAUAGGGGCGGGAGUCCAAGGUCGAGCGCUGCUUACUCAAGCUCACGCUCAGAAUCCACCCGUGGCGGCUUUAACAGGAGAAUGCCCAACUGUUGGCGUCGCUGGUGGACUUGUCCAAGGCGGCGGCCAUGGUCCGCUUACGCCACUGUAUGGACUGGUCGCUGAUACAGCAUUGACCUUUGACGUGUUGACAACGGAUGGCAAAUAUCUGACUGCAAAUUCCGAAGAGAAUCCCGAUCUCUUCUGGGCCUUAAAAGGAGGUGGACCGUCUACCUUUGCUAUUGUACUUUCGGUGACCCUUAAGACGUUCCCGGAACAGAAGGCAGCCGGCGUCUUCAUCAAUAUCAACUCAACGCUCACCAACGACGCAGAUGUAUUUUGGGAGGGCGUCAAGUCGUUCCACAAGUACUCAAACGAAAUCGUGGCGGCUGGUCUUUACGCUUAUUUCGAACUUAUGCCAUUGCGCUUGCAUAUACAACCUAUUGUCGGAGUCGGGAAGACUUCAGCGGAAGUGAAGGCCAUCCUCCAGCCUGUGUUUGACGAAUUCAAAGCUAAGGGCAUUCCAUACGACACAGGCAGCAAGGAUUUUGAUACAUUGUUCGAUCUGUAUACUGACUUAUUCGAAGACGAGACCGCCGGCACUGCGGAUCUUACGGGCGGAUGGAUGUUCACCCACCAGGACGUCGAAGAAAAUAAUGACGAAAUUAUCGAAGCGUUUAAGACUGUCAUGUCGCCACGGGAUGACUUGAAAGAGCGGGGAUUUAUCAUUGGCCACCUCUGGGAUGCUGGUCUGAAUACGCCGGUUUCAAACAGCGCAACGAACCCGCGGUUUAGAAAGUCUACAGAUUUUACCAUCGCCGGGCUAUCAGUCCCAGAUGGUGCAACUUGGGCCCAGAAAGAGGAUCUUCAUGAUGUACUAACUAACAUCCAAGAUGCCGCAUUGAGGAAAGCUGGGCCGAAUGGAUGUGCCUAUGUUAACGAGGGAGACCCGUAUCAACCUGAUUGGCAAGAUCACUUCUGGGGCUCGGAAUAUCCAAAAUUGCUGGAAACUCGCAAGAAGUGGGAUCCUCACGGUGUCUUGUACGCCGUAUCAACCCCGGGAACAGAGGACUGGGAGGUUAUCGAAUACGGUACAAGAUUAUGUCGAAAGUAUUGA
Daldinia childiae is the source of this 1806-nucleotide messenger RNA. RefSeq names its product 6-hydroxy-D-nicotine oxidase. Gene Ontology annotation, molecular function: oxidoreductase activity; FAD binding. Bases 1 to 1806 code for a protein of 601 amino acids. The transcript has 5 exons. The record is from RefSeq and is a predicted model, not a curated record. Lineage: Eukaryota; Fungi; Ascomycota; Sordariomycetes; Xylariales; Hypoxylaceae.